Messenger RNA from Ilex paraguariensis (yerba mate), 474 nucleotides. NCBI's taxonomy places the organism in Eukaryota, Viridiplantae, Streptophyta, Magnoliopsida, Aquifoliales, Aquifoliaceae. The record is from the annotation of a GenBank genome assembly.
GGACUGCUAGAUAUGUAUUCUCAGCUGUCUGGUUGUGUUGCUCUAAUAGUUGAACUUCCCUUUUGUGAUCUAUCUUUGAAUUCUCAACUGUAUGCUCACUGUACCCUUGACACUAUCAAUUUGAUUUCAGAGAAAAUCAAGCCUUCUGAUGUAGGUCUUGAGCAGGAGGCACAAUUAGUGCGCGGAUGGACUGGUCCUAUGCCUGUGCGUAAUGGGGGACACCGGACGCUGCCACCAAUCAAAUACCUGCACUUACAUGAAUGUGAUAGCUUCUCUGUAAGCGUUGCCUUUGAGAUGGGAAUUUUCUGCAUGCCUGCUUCCUCUAUCAUUCCUCUUCACAACCAUCCUGGAAUGACUGUGUUAAGUAAGCUGCUAUAUGGUACAUUACACGUGAGAUCCAAUGAUUGGCUUGACAUACCUGGGCCUUCCGAUCCGUCUCAAGGUCUGUCCUGUGUAGCCAGAUCUUAUGUUUAA